This is a messenger RNA of Vigna unguiculata (cowpea), 2162 nucleotides long. RefSeq names its product calmodulin calcium-dependent NAD kinase-like. NCBI's taxonomy places the organism in Eukaryota, Viridiplantae, Streptophyta, Magnoliopsida, Fabales, Fabaceae. The record is from RefSeq and is a predicted model, not a curated record.
GACAAGACGCACAGGUUGCGUUUUAGACAAAGAAAAUAAUAGAAGGGUUGGAGCGGAGAAGGAGAAGGGAACGCCAGGAGCUUCAAGCUUCAAACACGGAAAAGUCCACCACUGUGGUUCGUGUCUCGUUCUGUGUUUCGCGUUCUCACCGGUUCAGUAGCAGCAAUCCAGGAGCUUCAAGCUUCAAACACGGAAAAGUCCACCACUGUGGUUCGUGUCUCGUUCUGUGUUUCGCGUUCUCAUCGGUUCAGUAGCAGCAAUUUCCUUCACACUAUUUAAUCGGAGAAGGUUGUUUGAGUGAAGUUUCAUUAAGUUGCCUAGUGAAAACUUGGGAGAAAAUAGAAGUAACAUUCAAGAGUUGUGAACCUGCAACAAAGUUUAUUUGGAGAAGGUUGUUUGUGAGGUUUCACUAAGUUGCAAUAGAGUUUUACAGGAAAUGAAGUUGUCAGAUGUUCUAAUUGUUUCCGCCGGUUUAAUUGCCGCCGCUGCCGCUUUCUCGUACCUCCAGAGUGGUGGGAAAGAAAGAGAGAAGAAGAAGGUCGUUCCUAAGAAGAAAUCUGGAAAAACAGAAGGCUUUUCUCACUAUGUUGCAAGACAACUGGGAUUUCAAGACGCGGAAGAAGUUCCACAUUUAUGCUCGUUGGUCCAAGACUAUUUGAAAAGAAGCGAGGAGUGUGAUGGGAGAAUCUAUGAGUAUAUUUCUCAUUCCAACGGAGAAAACAUAGAUUCCCUAUAUAUAAAGCUUGUAGAUGAAAUUGAAAAAUGCAUCCUAAGCUAUUUUUCAUUCAACUGGAAUCAAGCUCCAUCUAUUAUUAAUCAAGCUUUAAGCGUGAAGUCUCCCCCUAUAAGAAAGCUGAGGGAAAUUAUCUUGGCAGCUACAAGGAAAAUACGGUUUGAAAGAGUUAUUAUGAGUUUGCGAGUAACCAGAGUAUUCUCUACCUUAGUAGAAGAAAUGAAAGCACUGCAGUGUAAUCAAGAAAUGGUGCCCGCGAACUUACCUGAGAGGAGUCCAGUAUUGCUGUUUCUGGGAGGUGGCAUGGGGGCUGGAAAAAGCACCAUCCGUGAAGCCAUCCUGAAGGAAGCAUUCUGGUCACAAAUAGCUACCAAUGCUGUGAUAGUUGAGGCAGAUGCUUUUAAAGAAAAAGAUGACAUAUAUAAGGCUCUUAAUUCCACCACCGUUCAGUUGGGUCGUGAUCAUAAUGAGGGGCUGGAAAGUGCUGAAACGGUGCAUGAGUUUUCUACCCGUGCUGCAUCAUCUCUCCUCGUGACAGCGCUAAAUGAAGGUCGAGAUGUAAUCAUGGAUAGUACCUUGUCAUGGGAACCAUUUGUAAAACAGACCAUUACUAUGGCAAGAAAUGUUCACAGAUGCAAAUAUAGAAUGGGGGAAGGCUAUAAAGAGAAUGAAGAUGGGACUGUCAUUGAGAAUUAUUGGGUUGAAGAUGAACACGGGGAAACUCCUCCAACAGGAGAAUCAAACACUCGACAACCUUACAGGAUUGAGUUAGUGGGCGUGGUUUGUGAUAGCUAUAUUGCUAUAGUGAGAGCCAUUAGGAGAGCUAUUGCGACAGGAAGAGCAGUAAGGGUGAAUGCGCAACUAAAAUCUCAUCAAAGAUUUGCCCGUGCAUUUCCAAAAUAUUGUGAGCUUGUCGAUAAUGCCAGGCUUUAUUUUACAAAUGCUAUCGAUCAUCCACCAAAGCUCAUAGGAUGGAAAGAUGGUGUUGAAGAUUUACUGGUGCAUCCUCGAGAUUUUAAAUGCAUGGAGAGGAUAGCCAAUUUGAAUGUUAAGGCUGAUUGCAUCUAUAACCUCUACAAGGAACCAAACACCGUCAUGGAAUCCGGUUCCAUUUGGAGUGAAAUAAUUUUGGCACCUUCAAGAAUAGAAGACCAAAAAGAAUUGAGGAAGGCUAUUGAGAAAUCAGAGAAAUAUGAUGGCUAAAUACCUCAAGUUAUUGGAGCUCAAUAGCAUUUAUCUAUCAAGACUGUUGGGUUUCAAUGGUGAAGGAUGCCGGUAAUCUAGAAUUAAUAUGACACCAGAACAAGAACAAGAACAGUGCAAUUUUCUUUACUUAGUUAUUGGAUAUUAAAGUACUUACCAGAUUCUCUGUUCUGAACUUUUAACAAGUUGACAUGCCGCAGUUGUUUUACUACUCUCAUUAUUUUUU